Molecule: messenger RNA, 633 nt
Organism: Humulus lupulus (European hop)
Lineage: Eukaryota; Viridiplantae; Streptophyta; Magnoliopsida; Rosales; Cannabaceae
Product: TMV resistance protein N-like
Exons: 3
Coding region: 1-633 (210 amino acids)
Biological process (GO): signal transduction
Source: RefSeq, a predicted model, not a curated record
AUGGAGGUUGAUGAUGAUCAGCUCUCCAUCUUGGCUUCUCUGAAAAAAUAUGAUGUUUUUAUCAGUUUUAAUGGUGAAAUUCGUAAUAAUUUUUUUAGUCAUCUCUGUAGAGCGUUCAACAAUAUCGGAAUUAAAAUCUUCUUCGAUGAUAAAAUUGACCGAGGAGAGGAAAUUUCCAAGGCUCUUUUCGAUGCCAUCGACCAAUCUAAAUUUUGUUUAAUUAUUUUUUCUAAAAACUAUGCGUGUUCAUCGUGGUGUUUGGAUGAGUUGGUGUAUAUUCUCGAAAAGAAGCAAAAGAAAGAGCUGAUUGUUCUCCCUGUAUUUUAUUAUGUUGAGCCGUCUAUUGUGCGUAGACAAAAAGACACUUUCGAAACUGCAUUUUUUAACCAUGAAAAAUGUUACAAUGAUACUAUUAUACACAACUGGAGAGUUGCUUUAAUUAAAGCUGCUGGUCUUUCUGGAUGGGAUGCCUCAAAGAUAAGGAAUGAUGAUGAAUUAGUCAAUGACAUUGUCAAUCAUAUACAAGCCAAAUUGGGAUCUGCGUCAAAGCAAGAAUUAGAUGGAAUUGACAAAGCUAGCAUCGGACGACUUUGUGGCAUGGGGACAUCUGUAAAGCUUGGAAGUAAAUUAUAA